AUGAGAUCAAUGGUUGAACGUUGCGAGAAGAAGCGUCUCUUCGUUUGCUGUGAUGGUACAUGGCAGAAUGCCUCAGGAUCCGUCGCACCUCUCACAAACGUGGCAAAGCUCGCCCGGGCCGUUUAUCGGUUGGGUGAAGACCAUUUUCAAGUCCCCGAAGGAGACCAUAAUAUCGAUACCGACUGGGGUUCAGGAGCAGAGCAUGAUCGGUAUGGUGUUGUGCGUCAAAUAGUAUAUUACUCAAGCGGAGUCGGGGCUGCGUCGUCCUUAUGGAGCGACAGCAGCUUUGCAGGAGCUACAGGGAAGGGCAACAAGACAGGACUGACCAAAAACAUGCUCGAUGCUUAUUGUUUUAUCUGCAACAACUACAACUUCCUCUCUCUCCAGGACGAGAUCAUUCUUGUUGGAUUCUCGCGAGGCGCUUUCACUGUUCGAUGUCUGGCACAUUUCAUCAGUGCAUUUGGUCUACUUCGACGAAAGGGUCUCGUAUUUCUUCGAAAGGUUUACCGGUCAUGGAAGGAGGGAGAGGGCAUUAUAAACCCUAAGCUCUUAGACGCACUACACCAGUUAUAUUACCCAGUCAGAAUCAAGGUGCUCGCCGAAUGGGACACAGUAAGUGCGAUGGGGUGUAGAAACAAAUUCUCAUUUGUCAAUAGUAGCGUCCCAGAGAAAGUCGAUCACGCCUUCCUUGCGCUGUCUCUCCAUGAGAAAAGGAAAAGUUUCCAACCAGAAUUGUGGAAGACUACAGCUGGCAAAUAUACAACGGUCGAGCAGUGUGCCUUCACCGGUUGCCACUCAGACAUCGGUGGUGGAAACCGUGAUCCCGGCCUCUCCACGGUAGCCCUGCUCUGGAUGGUUUCAAAAAUCAGGCGCGCAAGCUCGGCCAAAUUUGACGACGCAACUUUACUUCAGUUCCUGACGCCGCUUCAAGAAAAAUCGCUGAGGCCUUGGGGAAAACCGCCAAUGAGGCUCUGGAAUCUUGCAUCCACAAAAGGUACGUGA
Molecule: messenger RNA, 1002 nt
Organism: Amorphotheca resinae ATCC 22711
Lineage: Eukaryota; Fungi; Ascomycota; Leotiomycetes; Helotiales; Amorphothecaceae
Exons: 2
Coding region: 1-1002 (333 amino acids)
Source: RefSeq, a predicted model, not a curated record